Molecule: messenger RNA, 1986 nt
Organism: Phytophthora sojae
Lineage: Eukaryota; Oomycota; Peronosporomycetes; Peronosporales; Peronosporaceae
Exons: 4
Coding region: 1-1986 (661 amino acids)
Biological process (GO): acetyl-CoA biosynthetic process; positive regulation of fatty acid oxidation; malonyl-CoA catabolic process
Cellular component (GO): peroxisomal matrix; mitochondrial matrix
Molecular function (GO): malonyl-CoA decarboxylase activity
Source: RefSeq, a predicted model, not a curated record
AUGGCGGCGGCUCUGACGCCUGCAGCGACGCAACCGGCGUUCUGUGGAGACGACAGGUGGGUGGCCAGGCACCUAAAGGAUCGAGAUGCCGAGCGCGUGCGGCGUAACAGCCCCGACGGCGGCUUCACCGCUGUGGAGACCGUACACUUCGACCGCGCCGAGUUCACCAAGCAGAUUCAGGAGUUCCUGGACGCGGACGUGAGCGACGGCUUCGUGAUCGGGCUCAAGCGUCGCAGAGAGUUCGCGUUGCAACUGUGCGCCGACUACAGGAAGUUCACGGAGGCGCAAAGGCUGGAGCUCGUGCUAGCGCUGGCGGUGGACCUGGGAGUACGAGACCUGGCCCUGAUGAUGAAGACGCUGCCCUCCAUCAAGCGUUCUGGUCUGGUGCUGAAUGUGGCUGCCGCUGCGUUGGGUUUCAGUCGCAAGAACGACCCCAAUAUCUCCAAAAGUGUUAAGCGGGGGCUUGUGCCGCUUGCGGAACAGUUUUUCCUUCUUGUCGGAACCAUUCAACCUGGGCCGUUGUUUUUGCUCAACUUACGAGUGGAUUUGGGCAUUUUGAUCGAACGUCACCGGGAGAAGCUACCCAAGUCAAGCGUGGAGGCUCUGGAGCUGUUAGAUUUGAUCAUGCGCGACUUGUUCGCCACUCAGGGCAGCAUGCGCUUCCGACGAAUCGACUUGGCUUCAGAAGACUUGGCUGCAUUUGUGCUCAAGAAUGAGCGUGUGCACCAGAUUCGAGGCUGGGCGGACCUGCAGCGGCGUCUAACGGGUCAACAGCGCUACUGCUUCGGCCUGUUCCAUAUGCACAUGCCGCAUGCCCCGCUGGUGUUCGUGCAAGUGGUUGUGACGGAUCACCUCUGCAACAAUAUCACUCCUAUCCUGGAGGAAGAGACACCGGUUGUGAAGAAGCCGUCGCACGUUAUCUUCUAUUCCGUGUCGACAGCAAACUCUGGUCUUCGAGGCUUAAACAUCGCAAGCCACUUACUGUUCCUCACGAUUCAGCGCAUGACCAGCAUGUUCCCUCAGUGUACAACAGCGGCUACGCUGUCACCAGUGCCAGGUUUUGCCCGAUGGUUCAAGGCAGCUCUUGCUAAUGGUGACCAGCAGUCGCAAGCCACCACGGACGCAAAGAAUGUGCUGAAAAAGAAGCAGCACAGCGAGUUGCGUUUGGAGCCGCCAGAACGAAGUUUCUUCACCACGGAGCAAGCUCAGCGCCUCACAAUGAAGUAUGGUGUGAACCAGUUAGUGUUACACAAAUGGCUGCUCAAAAAGAUCAGCGAUCCCGAGUGGCACAAGGACAUCGAGCUGGUUGAAAACAUUCGUGACGUCAUGACAGCCGCUUGCGCCCGAUACAUCCUCUUUGCUCGGAAGCAAGAUAAAAUCCUGGAUCCUGUGGCAAACUUUCACCUCCAAAACGGCGCCCAAGUUGAGCAAAUCAAUUUCAUGGCUGAUACGACGCCAUCAGCGCUGGCAUCGGCGCUUGGAAUGAUGAUCAACUACCGCUAUAGUAUGCCUUCAAUCGAUGUCACAUCGCUCUCGUACAAGCGGCAAUCCUUGGCGGCGGUAUCUCCUGCAGCAGCUCGGCUUGUUUGGCUGACAGAAAGCGUCAUUCUGGAUGAAAUCGAGCGGUUGAAAGAUGAGCGUAACACGCCGCUAUUUGCCAAGGUUUUCCGCGCUGGUGAAGUGAUUAGCGCACGUGGAUCUCUACCCACAGCCAUUUAUUUCAUUGCAUCUGGCAGGGUUCGUGUGCAAUCGGCGCACCCAUACAACUUGAGCGAAGGUCAAACAUUUGGUGAGCGCGAGUCGCUGAACGAUGAGCCAGUGGCGUUCACCGUCCGCGCUGAGACCGUGACGCACUUGCUGCUGCUGCCGUACAAUGAUGUGAAGGCUCUUCAGCGUGAAUCAAGCGCGCUGCGCGACUACGUCGGUAGUGAUCCGCGUGUGUGGCAACAGCAGCUCUACAUGUCAUUCCACGGUAGUAAGUUGUAA